UGCAUUUUCCUUCGACUGGGGGGCCUUUCUCUUCAUUCAUUCGCAAGCCCCUCGUCUCUCUCUUUACCUCUUCCCUAUACGUUUAUUUUUAACUACCCCGUUUUCUAAUGGCCGAAAAAUCCACUCCGGGACCGAGUCGCAGCACAGGCCCGACGCUGCAGAGGGGAAAGGCGUGCCUCCGGUGCAGAAAGCGGAAGAUGCGGUGUGACGGCACCAAACCAGCAUGUCAACAGUGCCAGCGUGCCAAAAAGGGCGAUCUCUGCGAGUAUGACGAUGGCAAGGGCAAGACCAGGACGCAGGUCCUUCGCGAAAACAUCGCUAAACUGGAGGCGCGGAUCCGCGAGCUCGAGGAUCCCGACCGGAAUGAUUCCUCGAUCACUCUGUUCGACCCUCACGCAUUGCUCUUCUCCGAAGAAUCUUCGUCCUCGAGUGCCGGCUCUCCAUCGAGCCUUCCGUUCUCGACAUCACACUCGCCAUAUCCAUUCGAGGCAUCCCCCACACCACCACUUCCGACCCCAUCCAUUCCAUGGGAUCAAGUCACCUCGGGUUCACCCAUUCCCUUCGGCCGAGGAGGUCUCGCAGAGCCGGUACCAAUCGAGUUAGCGCAAACCUUCCUGGAUAUUUUCUUACCUCACAGACAUCAAGUCGGCUUGGAGCUGCACACUGAACGCCUCAGAACUUCUCUCCUCCUACCCCCCGAGGAGCAGCGCCAUCCCGUCCUAAUGAACGCCAUCUACCUUUGGGCAUGCUACCUUUCACGACCACAAUCACUUGGUCAACACGAACCCCUGUACCUCGCACGAUCUCUUGACUUCCUCAACGAAGCACUCCAGAACUCGAACAAAGUCAUCGACAUCAUCCAAGGCUGCUGUUUGCUUUCCCUCUACCUGCUUACAAAUGGCCGGCUCCUCGAAGGGAGUUAUCACGCAAGCAUCGCCGCAUCCCUCGCGAUGCAGUGGGGUCUCCACCGGCAAGUAUCUGAGGAGCCCGAUACGGGAGUCUGUCUCGAUUCUAGCUUCAAAUUGCCGCCGCCGGGUGAUGCCAUUGAGCGGGGCGAGCGAAUCCUAGCAUUUUGGCAGGUGUUCGUCUUGGACCGUUGUUGGUCUGUCGUCCUCCAACGACCGUCGACGAUUCAAGAUGGCAGGGACAUGCUGACAUCCAUCACGUUGCCCUGGCCACAGGAUAUGCAGGAUUAUGAAGCGGGCAAUUUCAGCAAUCUUCUCGACUUCGCGACGGUGCAGGCGUUCUUGAUGCAUCAUAGUCAAGUCCCUACUUUUGACGGUGGCUUUUCUGAUUUUGCACUCCGUGCGAAGGCGUCCGCACUAUUCGAAGAGGCUGUCAAGCUGUCCUGCACUUGGAGUUCACAUCUUGCGUUGACCGAGUCCGUCGACGACGAGAGUCAGGCACUUGAGAACACCAUCCAGCGCUUCACUGCCAGUCUCCUGCCCCUCCAUCAGCUCAACGGUACCCUUGCCGAGAGUAAGCACUCGUUGAUUGUCGUCCACACCCUCGCACAGGCGGCGCUUGUUCGUUUGCAUUACCGAUUCAGCGAGAACAACCACCUCCGCCACGAGAAGUGUCUUCAAGCAGCACGUGCUUGUCUGCUGAUUAUCCGACACAUCGGUGACGCGGACUACGACUACCUCGACCCGAUCAUCGGCUCAUGCUGGGGGUCGGCGGCUAAUGUUUUGGUUCGCGAAAUCGCUAGAAUAGAAGCGUGGUCAGCAGUGAGCACUGCAGAGCUGCAUGCGCAUGUUGGGACUUUCGUUAGCGCAAUGUCGAAACUCAGUUUGAGGUUCCCGUUGCUAGGUGAUUUCCUCCGUCGCAUCUGUAUCAUUAAGACAGAAUCUUGACGCAAGGAAUCCUUUUUCCGCUCUUUUUUUAUCCCC
Heterobasidion irregulare TC 32-1 is the source of this 1889-nucleotide messenger RNA. RefSeq lists its product as uncharacterized. Gene Ontology annotation, cellular component: nucleus. The transcript is spliced from 9 exons. Gene Ontology annotation, biological process: regulation of DNA-templated transcription; DNA-templated transcription. Gene Ontology annotation, molecular function: DNA-binding transcription factor activity, RNA polymerase II-specific; DNA binding; zinc ion binding. The record is from RefSeq and is a predicted model, not a curated record. Bases 108 to 1853 code for a protein of 581 amino acids. Lineage: Eukaryota; Fungi; Basidiomycota; Agaricomycetes; Russulales; Bondarzewiaceae.